GGGACUCAUCCCGCUCCGCGGGGUUUGAAGGGUGGCGGGCGGCGGACUGGCGGUGGCUUCCCAGUCGGACUUCGGCUCCGGCCCCGGCCCCGGCCCCGGCCCCGGCCCCGACCCCAAACCCCAGAGAAGGCCAGUCCACCGAGGAGGAGCGGGGUUUUUCUCCACUGCCGCCGCCGCCCUUUCCGCCUUCGGAGCUCUCUCGGGAUACCCCACAUUUCCAGGGGUCGGGAGCCCGAGGGGCGCGCUCGGCCCUCCGGCUCCUGCUCUUCAGCCUUUGCCGCGAGCGGCUGCGGAGACCUCGCCAGGCGUGACGGGCUGGGCCUGCACCCCGCGUGCGGGACCGUCUCCUGUGGGCCCAGUGCCCCGGCGGGAAGAGUACCGUAGGCGUCCGUGGCUGGAGCAGUGGAGCCUGAGUGCAGUCACCUUGUGUCAAAUAAAAGAUCCUUUGUAGCAUUAAUCACAGACAUAAUUACAUGCUGAAGGUCAUCUUUGUGAAGACUGUGAUUCUCCCCAGCCACUUAUCAAGUUCCAAAUAGCUUUUCCCCUGGUUUCGGAGUAUGGAUUUCGUACCAGAAUCCACUCUUGAAGUUUACCUCAGUAACUUCAGGAAACAUUGGUGAUUUGUGAAUCUGGGACUACCUAUACUGGAAGAGUCGUUACAUCUAGUUAGGCUAAUAUUUGAAGAUAUGACCUUGAUGGGCACAGAAACUGCAUGGAAGUAAAGAAAAUUUAAGGUAUAAUUUGGCCUCCCGAGAUUCUGUCUUAGCACGAAGAAAGUGAAAAAUACUCUUGAAAAGAAAACUAAGACAAUAAGAAAGCAAGACUUGCUUUUACAUGGUUGUCAGCUCACUUACCAAUAUGGACACUUUUCCCACCAUUUUUCCUCCUGGUGGAGACAGUGGGCUGACCAGUUCUCAAUCUGAGUUCCAAAAAAUGUUAAUUGAUGAACGGUUACGAUGUGAACAUCAUAAAACUAAUUAUCAGACUCUGAAAGCUGAACAUACAAGGUUGCAGGAUGAGUACAUGAAGUCACAAAAUGAGCUCAAGCGCCUAUUAAAUGAAAAGCAAACUCACCAGGAAAAAUUUCAGCUGCUGCUUGAAGAGCUACGAGGGGAAUUAGUAGAGAAAACUAAAGACUUAGAAGAAAUGAAGCUGCAGGUAUUAAGUCCACAAAAGCUGGAAUUGUUACGAGCUGAAAUACAACAAGAGCUAGAAACUCCAAUGAGAGAAUGUUUUAGGCAUCUGGAUGAAGAAGUAGAAAAGUAUAGAGCUGAAUAUAAUAAACUUCGCUAUGAACAUACAUUUCUCAAAUCAGAAUUUGAACACCAGAAAGAAGAAUUUGCACGUAUUUUAGAAGAAGAAAAAAUAAAAUAUGAAUCAGAGAUUGCAAGACUGGAGAAAGAUAAAGAAGAACUACAUAACCAGCUGCUUAGUGUUGAUCCCACAAGAGACAGCAAACGAGUGGAGCAACUUGUUCGAGAAAAAGUCCAUUUGUGUCAGAAGUUAAAAGGUUUAGAGGCUGAAGUAGAAGAAUUGAGAGCUGAAAAAGAAAAUUCUGGUGCUCAGGUAGAAAAUGUCCAAAGAAUUCAGGUGCGGCAGUUGGCUGAGAUGCAGGCUACGGUCAGAUCCCUGGAGGCUGAAAAACAGUCAGCUAAACUACAGGCUGAACGCUUGGAAAAAGAGCUACAAUCAAGCAAUGAACAAAACACUACUUUAAUUAGUAAAUUGCAUAAAGCUGAACGGGAAAUAAAUACAUUGACCAGUAAAGUAAAAGAACUUAAACAUUCAAACAAACUAGAAAUAACAGACAUCAAACUGGAGGCAGCAAGAGCUAAGAGUGAGCUAGAAAGAGAAAGGAAUAAAAUUCAAAGUGAACUGGAUGGAUUACAGUCAGACAAUGAAAUUCUCACAUCAGCUGUUGAACACCACAAAGUGCUUUUAGUAGAAAAGGACCGUGAAUUAAUACGUAAAGUACAAGCUGCCAAAGAAGAAGGUUACCAAAAACUUGUGGUAUUACAAGAUGAAAAGCUAGAACUUGAGAGCAGAUUAGCGGAUUUAGAGAAAAUGAAAGUGGAACAUGAUGUCAGGAGGCAAUCUGAAAAGGAACAGUGUGAAGAGAGAUUGCGAGCUUCACAGAUGGCAGAAGAGUCGGCCAGGAGGGAACUUCAGAGUAUUAGGUUAAAACUUCAACAACAAAUUGUGAAUAUUGAAAAUGCAGAGAAAGAAAAAAAUGAAAAUUCUGACCUGAAACAGCAAAUCAGUAGUUUGCAGAUCCAAGUGACCUCACUUGCACAGUCAGAGAAUGAGUUGCUGAAUUCAAACCAAACACUGAAGGAAAUGGUGGAGAGGUUAAAACAGGAAUGCCGAAAUUUAAGAAGCCAAGCUGAAAAAGCGCAACUAGAAGUUGAAAAGGCAUUGGAAGAGAAGCAAAUACAGUGGUUGGAAGAAAAGCAUAGGCUUCAUGAACGUAUCACUGACAGAGAAGAAAAAUAUAAUCAAGCUAAGGAGAAAUUGCAGCGAGCUGCAAUUGCCCAAAAAAAGAGAAAAUCUCUUCAUGAAAACAAGUUGAAGAGAAUGCAGGAAAAGGUAGAAGUCUUGGAGGCAAAGAGAGAAGAAUUAGAAACAGAAAAUCAGGUGUUAAAUAGACAAAAUGUUCCAUUUGAAGAAUAUACAAGGCUUCAAAAAAGACUAAAGGAUAUACAGAGAAGACAUAAUGAAUUUCGAAGUUUAAUUUUGGGUCCUAACAUACCUUCAACAGCAUCCAUCAAUCCUGUUAGCUUUCAGUCACCAGCUGUGGUUCCAGGCAUGGAACUAUCCUUUCCUCCUCAUAUGCAGGAGGAGCAGCAUCAAAGGGAACUCUCUCUACUUCGCAAAAGACUAGAAGAACUAGAAACAACACAAAGAAAACAACUAGAGGAACUUGGAUUUCCUGGGGAAUGAUUUUCUUGGAGAAAAGGCAGAUCAAAAGGGAUGAAAUCAGUGACUCAAUAAGGCUUGAAGUUUUAACGUAUGUGGUAUUUAGAUACUUUAUUACUGUUUGCCAAAACACUUGAAUGUGCCUCAAGAGAAGGUACCAGUACAUGAUGUAUUGAAUGAAUGUCAGGAUUUUAGGGUUAUACUAAUGAUAAGUGAAGCACUAAAGCAGCUUCAGAGAUAUUUAGAAUAUUAUUGACAACCCUUUGAGAAUGUGAAAUAAAUGAACAAAUAAAAGGAACUCAUUAGGGAAUCAAGUUUUAAAAUUAUUUUAUUAAUCUUACUUUGUUGAGUUUUUUGGCAUUUUGUCUAAAACAUGCCCAUCUUGGAUUCCCUCUUCCUCUUCUUUGAGAUGCUUGGCAAUAACAGGGUCAGUGAACAUUUUCUGGUUUACUACAUAUGAGUUAUAAACCUCUAGUUCUUGAAAAAUGACAAUUUUAAAGUUAGUAUAAAAAAAUAAAGAUCUCUAGAUAUAUAUUAUAAAACACUACCUUUUCUAAAA
This is a messenger RNA of Balaenoptera ricei (Rice's whale), 3475 nucleotides long. It is a transcript of the gene CEP83, whose product is annotated as centrosomal protein 83. Bases 835 to 2940 code for a protein of 701 amino acids. The record is from RefSeq and is a predicted model, not a curated record. NCBI's taxonomy places the organism in Eukaryota, Metazoa, Chordata, Mammalia, Artiodactyla, Balaenopteridae. The transcript is spliced from 17 exons. Gene Ontology annotation, cellular component: centrosome.